GUGUUUCAGUGGAGUAGCUGGGGCCACAAAGGGAUGACAGCUUUUCAAAGGGGGCACACAGGAAAUGGUUUUGGAGUGGUGCAUAUCCAGACGUUUAAUGUUGAGGCACCAUGCCAGACUGUGGAAGAUUUAACGAAUGGGGUUGUGAUGGCCCAGGUUCUUCAAAAAAUAGAUCCAGCGUACUUUGAUGAAAACUGGCUGAACAGGAUCAAAACAGAAGUAGGAGAUAAUUGGAGGCUAAAGGUGAGCAACCUGAAGAAAAUUUUAAAAGGAAUAUUGGAUUACAACCAUGAGAUUCUGGGGCAACAGAUUAAUGACUUCACCCUUCCUGAUGUCAACCUGAUUGGAGAGCAUGCUGAUGCUGCGGAGCUUGGGAGAAUGCUUCAGCUUAUUUUGGGAUGUGCUGUGAAUUGUGAACAGAAGCAAGAGUACAUCCAGACCAUAAUGAUGAUGGAAGAAUCAGUUCAACAUGUUGUCAUGACAGCCAUUCAGGAGCUGAAGAAAACUACAGAAGAAUUAAAUGAAGCACUAGCAACAAAAGAAGAAAUUGCCCAGAGAUGUCAUGAGUUAGAUAUGCAGGUUGCAGCCCUCCAGGAGGAGAAGAGCAGCUUGCUUGCCGAGAACCAGAUUUUGAUGGAACGUUUAAAUCAAUCUGAUUCUAUUGAAGAUCCCAACAGCCCUGCAGGUCGUAGGCACUUGCAGCUGCAGACACAACUAGAACAACUCCAAGAGGAAACAUUCAGAUUAGAAGCUGCCAAAGAUGACUAUCGAAUACGCUGUGAAGAACUAGAAAGGGAAAUUGCUGAAUUGAGACAACAAACAGAAGAGCUUACUACGUUGGCAGAGGAGGCUCAGUCUUUGAAGGAUGAGAUAGAUGUACUCAGGCAUUCUUCUGAUAAAGUAGCCAAAUUAGAAAGCCAAGUAGAGUCAUACAAAAAGAAAUUGGAAGACCUGGGUGAUUUGCGACGGCAAGUGAAACUCUUAGAAGAGAAGAAUACAAUGUACAUGCAAAAUACCGUGAGCCUGGAAGAAGAACUGAGGAAGGCCAACGCAGCACGCAGUCAGCUGGAAACAUACAAGAGACAGGCAGUUGAACUACAAAACAGGUUAUCUGAAGAAUCCAAGAAAGCUGAUAAAUUAGAUUAUGAAUGCAAACGACUGAAAGAAAAAGUAGACAGCCUCCAAAAAGAAAAAGAUAGAUUAAGAACAGAAAGGGAUUCUUUGAAAGAAACUAUAGAAGAGCUUAGAUGUGUACAAGCUCAGGAGGGUCAACUCACCACUACAGGAUUGAUGUCUCUGGGAGCACAAGAGCCUUCAGACAGUUUAGCAGCAGAAAUCGUUACUCCUGAAAUAAAGGAGAAACUCAUUCGCCUUCAGCAUGAGAACAAGAUGUUGAAAUUGAACCAAGAAGGUUCUGACAAUGAAAAGAUUGCCUUGUUGCAGAGCCUUCUUGAUGAUGCAAACUUACGGAAGAAUGAAUUGGAGACAGAAAACAGAUUGGUAAAUCAGAGACUUCUAGAAGUGCAGUCCCAGGUUGAAGAACUACAAAAAUCUUUGCAGGAUCAAGGUUCAAAAGCUGAAGAUUCAGUUUUUCUGAAAAAGAAACUUGAAGAACAUCUUGAGAAGCUCCAUGAAGCUAACAAUGAGCUACAGAAGAAACGAGCUAUUAUUGAAGAUUUGGAACCAAGAUGCAAUAACAGUUCACUCAAAAUUGAAGAAUUACAAGAAGCUUUACGGAAAAAGGAGGAGGAAAUGAAGCAAAUGGAAGAGAGAUACAAAAAGUAUUUGGAAAAGGCCAAAAGUGUCAUCCGCACCUUAGAUCCUAAGCAGAACCAGGGUGCAGCUCCUGAGAUUCAGGCUCUGAAAAAUCAGUUGCAGGAGCGGGACAGAAUGUUUCAUUCAUUGGAGAAAGAAUAUGAAAAAACAAAAAGUCAAAGAGAAAUGGAGGAGAAAUUUAUUGUUAGUGCCUGGUACAAUAUGGGAAUGACUCUGCAUAAAAAAGCAGCAGAAGAUAGACUGGCUAGUAGGCUCAGGACUACAGGCUCAGGACAGUCCUUCCUGGCUAGACAAAGGCAAGCCACAAGCACAAGGAGAUCUUACCCUGGUCAUGUCCAGCCGGCAACAGCAAGGUAGAGAAGCCUUGCCCUUAGAAAGAAAACUGCCCUGUGAUCCAGGCCACUUCUGUUGCAAGUGACAACAUUCAAGGAAAAUCAACCAGCAUCUUUUCUCUUUCUCCCUUGUUACUGAUAUUAUUUUACAGUUCAGGAAAGGGUUUUAUCAUGGUUUCUCACUGUUCUGUAAUGCCCUUUGCUUAU
Nipponia nippon (crested ibis) is the source of this 2315-nucleotide messenger RNA. Lineage: Eukaryota; Metazoa; Chordata; Aves; Pelecaniformes; Threskiornithidae. The record is from RefSeq and is a predicted model, not a curated record.